Bubalus bubalis (water buffalo) is the source of this 405-nucleotide messenger RNA. RefSeq names its product S100 calcium binding protein A6 (gene S100A6). Gene Ontology annotation, molecular function: calcium ion binding; S100 protein binding. The record is from RefSeq and is a predicted model, not a curated record. Gene Ontology annotation, cellular component: perinuclear region of cytoplasm; cytoplasm; nucleus. NCBI's taxonomy places the organism in Eukaryota, Metazoa, Chordata, Mammalia, Artiodactyla, Bovidae.
CCUGUCCCGCUGCCUGCAGCUCUGAGCCCAGUCUUCAGCUAUGGGGACCCCCCAGAUCAGGCCAUUAGCCUCCUGGUGGCCAUCUGCCACAAGUACUCCGGCCAUGAGGGUGUCAAGAACACCCUGAGCACGAAGGAGCUGAAAGAGCUUGUCCAGAAGGAGCUCAGCCUUGGGGAAAAGAUGCAGGAUGCGGAAAUCGCAGAGCUAAUGGACGAACUGGACCAGAACAAGGACCAGGUGGUGAACUUCCAAGAAUAUGUCACCUCUGGGGCCUUGGCUAUGAUCUACAAUGAACUUCUCCAGGACUGAAAAUAAAUUGGGAGGUGGAGACGCCCUCUAUUUGGUCUGCCUGUCUAAUGGUGGUAAUUGUACAAUAAAUUUAUUAUUAUCUUUUGGUUAAAUCUA